Molecule: messenger RNA, 192 nt
Organism: Neurospora hispaniola
Lineage: Eukaryota; Fungi; Ascomycota; Sordariomycetes; Sordariales; Sordariaceae
Exons: 1
Source: RefSeq, a predicted model, not a curated record
GGUGUCCGCCAAGCUGCCAAGCUGCCCAGAUUUCCAGGAGACAGCCGCCCAUGCCUCCAGUGCCGCGAGCAUUAUGUACCCCUGAUGCGCCAAGCCGGCUCCACUGCAAACAAGCUCACACCAAGCAAAGCGGGACCCGCUCGAGCCCGCUGGGCCGAGAAGGUGUCGUCGAUCAACCAAGCUUCUUGCUGC